Messenger RNA from Saxophila tyrrhenica, 1212 nucleotides. RefSeq lists its product as uncharacterized. Gene Ontology annotation, molecular function: protein binding. The transcript is spliced from 2 exons. The record is from RefSeq and is a predicted model, not a curated record. The coding region runs from base 1 to 1212 and encodes 403 amino acids. Lineage: Eukaryota; Fungi; Ascomycota; Dothideomycetes; Mycosphaerellales; Extremaceae.
AUGGCAGCUCGGCAACCCUCUCCCACGAAAGCGCCAGUGCCGCCGGUAUUGUUCACCUACGAGUUGCUCGAGCUGAUCCUGUUUGAGCUUCCAACGCGAGAUCUGCUCCUGUCGCAGCGAGUAUGCACGAGGUGGAAGGCAGUCAUUGAGAACUCGACCGCUCUGCAGCAGGCUCUGUCCUUCAAGGCCAUUCCCGGAGUUGUUCCUUUUUGUGUCGAACUCUUGGAAGGCGAAGAGGAAGAGGAAGUCGACGAGCAUGGCUCCAACUACGGAGACGGAGACGACGCUGAACCUGACGACGCUGACCCUGACGACGCGGACGACGGAGAAGAUGCUGAAAACGCAGACAACGCGGACGCCGGAGAAGAUGCUGAAAUGACAGACAACGUGGACGCUGGAGAUGAGGCCGACAAUGCAGACGAUGCAGAAAAUGCGGAUGGCGCAGCAGACGGGAACGAAGGGGACGAUACAGACGCUGCGGAAAAGGAGAAAGAGAAGCCGUGGGAGUCUAUGUUCCUGCUCAAUCCCCUUUUAAAAUCCCUGCACUUCGACUGCCAUACCGGACAGAUCCUCCCAGGCGAAACACUGCUCGGCAGCUCUGACAGCCCCGCUGUCCUUCCACCCUUUAUGCUGGUCCCGCAUGCGAGUUGGCGGAAAAUGCUGCCUACACAACCUCCGGUAGUGCCGAGCAUCAUCAGGACGGAGAUUUCCGCGAACCCCGAGAAGGUGGUGACCUUGCUCCAGGCCGAAGAUGCGAGCAGCGCAGUCAGAGCAUACGUGACAAUGUUCGGCGAUGACUUCAUGGCGGAGGACUGGGAAUGGUGGGAUGAGCAGAACGUGCCAGUGGAUCAAUGCAGGCUGGGCAAGAUCUACGAAGCCCUGGACGAGAAGCUCGCGCUCGUCCCCAAGGAAAUCGAAGAGAUCCGGAGUGAAGGCAUUGUGAACAUUGGCUCCGCUGAAGCACCCGUGUAUAACCUGGUUCGAGCACCUGGUCACAGCGAGCUGUCCUCGAUCGCUGGGUAUCCGAAUCAGCCAUUCCUGGAGAAUAACCACCAGCUCAAAGACUUGGAGGGGGACUUGCGCCGGCGUAAGAGGGCCAAUGGUUUUGUCGACCCGUGGGCGGACCGCUCCACAAGGGGUGCAUGGGCACCGAGUUUCACUAAGUCAGAGCUGGACCGUCCAACUGAUGGAGAUGCUGACCAUCUUUUGUAG